AUGUCUACAGACUCUGAAGGGAAAUCGUCUCUUGAAUGCGGUAGCGAACUGUUGAAACGUCAAUUCCUAUUCGACCCUGGCUAUAGGAACCUCAACCACGGUAGCUUCGGUACUUUUCCACGUGUGGUAAGAGAUGAACUGAGGCGAUCCCAAGACGAAUGUGAGGCAAGACCUGAUAGCUACAUUCGCUUCGCCUAUCCGAAAGCGUUAGACGUAUCAAGGGAGGCCGUCGCAAAUCUGGUUAACGCCCCUGUGAACACUUGCGUUUUUGUUCCUAACGCUACUACUGGUGUCAACACAGUGUUGCGCAACCUCAAGUUUACAGAGGGAGAUGUCAUUCUGUAUUUCGCCACGAUCUAUGGCGCUUGUGAAAAGACUGUCGGCUACAUCACAGAGACCACCGCCGCCGAGUCGAUGAGGAUUGAUGAUCACAUUUACCCUAUGUCGGACGACGCGCUAUGUGAGUCGUUUGAGAGGGCAGUUGCGCAGAUCAAAGCCGCCGGCAAAAAGCCCAAAGUUGCGAUCUUCGAUACUAUCGUGUCGCUACCUGGCGUGCGCGUUCCAUUCGAGCGUCUCGUUACUGCGUGCCGCGCUCACGGUAUCCUGUCGCUUGUGGAUGCUGCUCAUGGCAUCGGCCACAUCCCCCUGGACCUAGCACAACUCGAUCCAGAUUUCUUCGUCUCUAACUGCCAUAAGUGGUUGUUCACACCCAGAGGUUGCGCCCUUCUCUAUGUCCCAGAGAGGAACCAGGGUCUUGUCCGUUCAAGUCUUCCCACCAGCCACGGCUUCACGCCUUUGCCGAAAAGCAGUGGGCCGAUAAACAACCCCCUGCCGCCCAGCGCGAAAAGUGCAUUUGUCACCAACUUCGAAUUUGUAGGCACCAUUGACAAUGCGCCAUACCUAUGCGUGCCCGCUGCUCUCAAAUUCAGGCAAUCCGUAACCUGGCAAGGCAAGAGCGGUGAAGACGCAAUCAUCGGCUUUUCGCAGAACCAAGCACGCGAGGCAGGCAAACUGGUGGCUGACAUCCUCUCCACCGAGGUCAUGCAGAAUGCCGAAGGCACCCUAACCAGAUGCAACUUCGCCAAUGUCAGGCUGCCCCUUGAUUUCACCACUCUUGCGGGUGGCGAGACACAGAAGGCAGUCAAGAUCGCCCAGUGGAUCUCAAGGACGCUGGUGGACGAAUACGAGACCUUCAUCGCCAUCAUCUUCUAUGGAGGUGCCUUGUGGGCCCGCCUCAGCGCGCAGAUCUACCUCACCAUGGACGACUGGGAGUGGGGCGGGAAUGUUCUGAAGCAAGUCUGCCAAAGAGUCGACAAGGGGGAAGCUUCGGAAGAGUAG
Molecule: messenger RNA, 1338 nt
Organism: Aureobasidium namibiae CBS 147.97
Lineage: Eukaryota; Fungi; Ascomycota; Dothideomycetes; Dothideales; Saccotheciaceae
Product: PLP-dependent transferase
Exons: 2
Coding region: 1-1338 (445 amino acids)
Source: RefSeq, a predicted model, not a curated record